GUACGAAACAAUUUAGUUCAAACUUUUGUUAAAAAAUGCCUUUCGAAUGUCCUCAAGAUGUUGCCAAUGAUUAUGAGAGUUUACUUACUAAUACUAAUAUAGUAGAUUAUGAUGUUAUUAUUUAUGCUGGUAAUAACAAUAGAGAAAUUUAUGCACACUCAUUUGUAUUACGUACAAGGUCUCAAUAUUUUCGUACAGAAUUCUCUAAUGGAUCGUUUAAUAGGGAGAAUGGAAAUUUUAUUUUUAAUUUACCUAAUAUUACCCCUCAAUUAUUUAAUAUGAUUUUAAGAUUUAUUUAUUGCGGAAAGAUUGAUUUGGAUCAAUUACUAGCUGGAUCUGAUAUUUUAAAUCUUUUGAUAGCAGUAAAUGAGAUUAAUAUUCAAAGAUUAAUCGACUAUAUUCAGGAAUAUUUGAUUAAAAAUAAAGAUGAUUAUGUACAACAAAAUUCUAUUGAAAUUCUUGAAAAGAUUCAUCAAAAUAAUGCUUUUAUAGUUUUACAGAAUAUUUGCAUCAAGAAAAUUUGUGAAGAUCCUCAAAGAUUACUUAAUUCAAGUAAUUUUAACAGUUUAAGUACAUCUUUAUUGGCGUUACUAUUUAACAGGGACGAUUUACCGCUAGACGAAAUUGUUAUCUGGGAUAAUUUGAUUAGAUGGUGUCGGGCUCAACAUUCUAGCAUUCCACAAGAUCCUACACAAUGGAAUAAUGACAAUAUCACAAAUAUGGAGAGAACUAUUCAUAGAUUUAUUCCAUUGAUAAGGUUUUGUCAUAUUUCUCCGGAAAAUUUUGCUACCAGAGUAUUUCCAUUUAGAGAAAUAUUACCAAAUAAUUUAGUUAAUAAUAUGAUUCAAUUUAACAUGACUAAAAAUCAGCAAUUCAAUAAUGAUAGGCGACCUCCUAGAUGUUACAUUGAUUCUGUUAUAAUUGACCGAAAUCACAUUGCAGUUUUUGCAAAUUGGAUUUAUAGGAAAGAUAAUUCUAUAUACCAAAAAAGUUUAUUGCAGAUGACUAUGAAGUUUUUCAAGUCAUCAAAAAAUAACUAUUUAACAUUCAAUGCAUGUAGUAAAAAAAAAAAAUAUUAA
Molecule: messenger RNA, 1079 nt
Organism: Rhizophagus irregularis DAOM 181602=DAOM 197198
Lineage: Eukaryota; Fungi; Glomeromycota; Glomeromycetes; Glomerales; Glomeraceae
Source: RefSeq, a predicted model, not a curated record